AUGGAAGGUAAAAUUGAUGAACAAACCGGAGAUAUAAAUGGUAAUGCCGAGGAUUCUGUAGUGGAGAAAGUGGAUGGAACCGGUACUGGUGGUGCAACGAAUGAUGGAACGAAUGAUGCUGAGAGCACGGAGACGGUGUAUGUGAAUAAUUUGAAUGAUAAGGUGUCGGUGAAUAAACUCAAGGGAGAAUUGGAGAGUGUGUUUCAGAAGUACGGGAAAAUUAUACAGAUCACAGCACAUAAGAACCUCAAAAUGAAGGGACAGGCAUUUGUUACAUUUGAGAACAAGACAGCGAGUGAAGCUGCAAUCCACGGAUUACAGGAGCACGAGUUGUUUGGGAAGCCCAUGCAUGUAGAGUACGCUAGAAGUAACUCGGAUAAUUACUACCGUGAUAUAUUGAAGGAUGAAGAGGCGAUAGAAAUACGGAAGCAGUUGAAGAUGAAGGCUAACGAACAGGCAGCAGGUGAUGCUAAGGGAGUCAAGAAACUGGGAGUCAAGAAAGCACAAACCUGGAAGGCCAUCCCACCCAACAAGAUACUUUUGAUCCAGAACUUGAAGCCCGAAAUCACCAAUGGAGACCUUUUGGAGUUUUUUGAAGCGUAUGGGGGUUUUAUUAAUAGUCGGUUGGUGAAGGUGAGGAAUUUGUCGUUCAUUGAAUUCGAAAACGAAAUGUCGGCUACGAAUUGUCUAGAGGACUUAACCAAGGAAAAGUUGGAACAGUUUGGCACCGAUGCAUUGGUAACGUAUGCUAAGAAGUAG
Debaryomyces hansenii CBS767 is the source of this 759-nucleotide messenger RNA. RefSeq lists its product as uncharacterized. Gene Ontology annotation, cellular component: cytoplasm; ribonucleoprotein complex; nucleus. The record is from RefSeq and is a predicted model, not a curated record. Bases 1 to 759 code for a protein of 252 amino acids. Lineage: Eukaryota; Fungi; Ascomycota; Pichiomycetes; Serinales; Debaryomycetaceae. The transcript has a single exon. Gene Ontology annotation, molecular function: mRNA binding.